Molecule: messenger RNA, 942 nt
Organism: Octopus bimaculoides (California two-spot octopus)
Lineage: Eukaryota; Metazoa; Mollusca; Cephalopoda; Octopoda; Octopodidae
Product: small ribosomal subunit protein uS5
Biological process (GO): translation
Cellular component (GO): ribosome; cytosolic small ribosomal subunit
Molecular function (GO): RNA binding; structural constituent of ribosome
Source: RefSeq, a predicted model, not a curated record
UGUAUUUUAUUUAAUUUGUAGCAAUGGCGGACGCAGCUUCAGCCGGUGGCAGAGGAGGUUUCAGAGGCGGUUUCGGUGGUAGAGGACGUGGUCGCGGCCGUGGCCGUGGACGUGGAAGAGGCCGCGGAAGAGGUCGUGGUGCUAAAGAUGCCGACAAAGAAUGGGUUCCCGUCACUAAAUUAGGUCGUUUGGUGAAAGACGGCAAAAUCAAGACCCUUGAAGAAAUCUACCUGUUCUCCCAUCCAAUCAAGGAGGCAGAAAUCAUUGAUUUUUUCCUGGGCUCAACCCUGAAGGAUGAAGUCUUGAAGAUUAUGCCUGUACAGAAACAAACUCGGGCUGGUCAAAGAACACGAUUUAAGGCAUUUGUUGCCAUUGGUGACCAUGAUGGCCAUGUUGGUUUGGGUGUGAAAUGUUCCAAAGAAGUUGCAACUGCUAUCAGAGGUGCUAUAGUUUUGGCUAAGCUGUCUAUCAUUCCAGUCAGACGAGGCUAUUGGGGUAAUAAAAUCGGAAAACCUCACACUGUUCCUUGUAAGGUACUUGGUCAGUGUGGUAGUGUAACAGUGAUCCUCAUUCCUGCUCCUCGUGGCACAGGAAUUGUGAGUGCCCCUGUUCCAAAGAAACUUCUAAAUAUGGCUGGAAUAGAUGACGUAUACACUCAAGCUAGAGGCUGUACAGCAACCAUGGGUAACUUCGCCAAGGCCACUUACAACGCCAUUGCAGAGACCUAUGCCUACCUCACACCGGACUUAUGGAAGGACAAUGCUUUCACCAGGUCGCCGUACCAAGAAUUUUCUGACUUCUUGGCUAAGGCACACACUAAGUUACCAGCACCAAGGCAGGAGGACAAACCAUUUUAAUAACUUUACAAGUUUGAUGUAAUGCUUGUGGUCCCCUCGGUGAAGCCGUGUUUUAAAUAGAAAAAAAAUAAAAAAGUGAAUUCAA